Messenger RNA from Notodromas monacha, 1540 nucleotides. NCBI's taxonomy places the organism in Eukaryota, Metazoa, Arthropoda, Ostracoda, Podocopida, Cyprididae. The record is from the annotation of a GenBank genome assembly.
AUUUACUUGCUUUCCGAUUUACAGGGGAUACCACGAGUGAUGUGACGCACUUUUUUGUUGUACUUACGUGACGCCGAAAAACAUGUUGGGAGUCAUUCGUGGUUCAGCUAAAGCACACAGUGCUUUGUACGCUGGCCUUUUCGCUGGAAACGUCCUCUGCAACAAAUACGUUCUUUCAGAACUUGAGUUCACGUAUCCGACGAUAUUUCAAGGUUGGCAAGUGUUAGUUGGUGCGUGUUUCCUGAAAGGAAUAGCCACGUGCAGUGGUACUGCUGUUGUGAAAAGUUCUUUGGACAAGCCCGGUUUCAUAAGUCUCCUGCCGACUUUCCUUCUGUUCGUCGGUACUCUCGUCGCUGGAUCAAAGGCGUUGGCGGUUAUUGAAGUCCCGCAGUUCGUUGCUUGUUUGAAUCUUUCUCCUGCAUUGAUUUAUUUAUUUGACGAUGCCCCGAAGUUCCGAAAUUCGCAAUGUGGAGCUGUGGUUGCGUGCGCCGUGGUGGUGCUGAGCACUGUUGGGCUUGUGGUACUGGAACUGGAAAUGACAUUUUCUGACUCGCCGUACUUCUGGAUGCUUAUCUGUGUUCUCUGUGCAAGUGUACAUAUUGUGCAUGGAAGGAUAGCGGAUGCAAGAUUUGAGCCUGUGGACCGGCUUUAUUAUUCAUACCUUGUUGGAGUGUGCUUACUCGCCCCUGCAAGUCUGUAUUUGGAUGAGGCUUUUCAGGCGCUCAAUUUUGCGAAGAAUUCGCGGUUCCAUUUUUUCGUCGGCUGUUUGGCAUCGGGUUUCUUCGGUGUGACUUCCUGUUAUAUCGCAGCAACGCUAACCCCUACUGGUGAAGAAGCACCAGGAACGAACGAUGGAUCUGAAUUUAUGGGAAUUUUUCAGAACGUGGGAAAAUGUUUGGCAGCUCUUCUCAGCAUAUUCGCAUUCCAGCAGAAAGCAGCUGUGACUGGUUGGAUACUCGUGUGUGUGAUGUUUAAUUUGAUCGCUGGCUUUUUCAUCCCUGUGCCAAAGGACCCAACUGCGGAAGUUGGGUUCAAACCGUUGCCAACUUUUGUAUCGUCGCCGGAGUGACGUUGACUACAGGGUCUAUUUUUUUUUUUAAAUUCGGAUUUGACGAAAUGCUGGAAUUUAAAUCUUGACCGCAAUUUUGUAUUACCAUGUUCGUCGAUAUCACCCUGUAAUUUUGUUCUUGCUCCAUGAUUAGCAUCUCCACGCAUCUCUGAGCUUUAAGAGGCUAGAACUGCGCAGCAUGUUCGCGAGGAAGAAGAUCGGGAAAGCAGGUAUUUUUUUAUUUAGAUUUCUUGACGCACAGGAUGUGAUUGUUUCAGGAAGCUGGAAGCGUGAUAUGAUUUCCUUGGUUGCCGCGGAUCUUCCGGGUAGACGAAUGGGUUGUUUCAAAUCGUCGGACGACUUGAGCAGCGAUGCAGUUUUUUUUUUUGGUGUGUUGGUUCAUUUUCUGAGGCUGUUGUAUCCCGAGCGGGUGAAGGGAAUUUUCACUUGCCGAGGUUAGGGGAUGAUCAAGUAAACGGAACUUUCUUGCCA